Molecule: messenger RNA, 921 nt
Organism: Apus apus (common swift)
Lineage: Eukaryota; Metazoa; Chordata; Aves; Apodiformes; Apodidae
Gene: MED18
Product: mediator complex subunit 18
Exons: 2
Coding region: 64-690 (208 amino acids)
Biological process (GO): termination of RNA polymerase II transcription; regulation of transcription by RNA polymerase II
Cellular component (GO): core mediator complex; mediator complex
Molecular function (GO): transcription coregulator activity
Source: RefSeq, a predicted model, not a curated record
GCCGCGCGGUGUCGCUGCCGCCCCCGCCGCCCGCCCCGCGCCCCGCGCCGGCCCCGCCGCGCGAUGGAGGCGCCCCCGGUGAGCAUGAUGCCCGUGUCGGGCGGCACCAUCAACAUGAUGGAGUACCUGCUGCAGGGAAGCGUUUUGGACCAGAGCCUGGAGAGCCUGCUGCACCGCCUGCGCGGCCUGUGCGACAACAUGGAGCCCGAGACGUUCCUGGACCACGAGCUGGUGUUCCUGCUGAAGGGGCAGCAGGCCAGCCCCUUCGUGCUGCGGGCGCGGCGGGCCAUGGACAAGAGCGGGAUGCCCUGGCACCUGAGGUACCUGGGCCAGCCCGAGAUCGGCGACAAGAACCGGCACGCGCUGGUCCGGAACUGCGUGGACAUCGCGACUUCGGACAACCUGACGGACUUCCUGGUGGAGAUGGGCUUCCGCAUGGACCACGAGUUCGUGGCCAAGGGGCACGUGUUCCGCAAGGGCAUCAUGAAGAUCGUGGUCUACAAGAUCUUCCGCAUCCUGAUGCCCGGGAACACGGAGAGCAUCGAGCCGCUCUCCCUCUCCUACCUGGUGGAGCUCAAUGUGGUAGCCCCAGCGGGGCAGGACGUCGUUUCCGAGGACAUGAGGAACUUUGCUGAGCAGCUGAAGCCUCUGGUGCACCUGGAAAAAAUUGACCCCAAAAGGCUGAUGUGAUUGGAAAAGCUUGGGCAGCUCAGACAUCGGUUUUGUUAGAGGAUGUUGUUCCAAAAUGCAGAUUGAGGGGAAUCAGAGCAGGGAGAGGGGAAUAAAGGGCUGCGUAUCACUGCUCUGUCAACUGCAGUUGCUGUGUGUUUUUGCCUUUGCUUGUGGAUGUAAACAAAAGUGAACACUUCCUUAAAUUAAUGCCAUUCAAAACAUCAAUAAAAGCUCAUACUUUUAAGUUUC